Messenger RNA from Exophiala xenobiotica, 1659 nucleotides. RefSeq lists its product as uncharacterized. Gene Ontology annotation, cellular component: cytoplasm; nucleus. NCBI's taxonomy places the organism in Eukaryota, Fungi, Ascomycota, Eurotiomycetes, Chaetothyriales, Herpotrichiellaceae. The coding region runs from base 175 to 1323 and encodes 382 amino acids. The record is from RefSeq and is a predicted model, not a curated record. The transcript is spliced from 5 exons. Gene Ontology annotation, molecular function: RNA binding.
UGCAUGGUGAGUGCGCCAAUCUCACUACAUCUCAAACAGACACAUCACCACUCGACAUCGACAGGGUCCUACUUUUGAGGAGCUUGUCUUGGUCGAGAGUCUCGCCUUCUAAGACUCGAGUUGGAGUUUCAAUAAAGAAGGGCCUUCACGGAAGGCGCUCGAGAGGAGAACGUCAUGGCGGACGUCAAGAGCAAGAACCUCUACGAGCUAUUGGGCAAUACCUCGGACCAGGAUUCUGACCGCGAACCUGAGCCACCUACUAAGGCCAUUGACAAGCCCGCUGCUCGAGUUGGCAAGCGCGAAGCUCCACCGCAAUCGCCAGCCGAACCACUGGCAAAUGUAGCCACUCGCGGCCGUGGUGGUCGAAGAGGAGGUGGAUUUACUGGAAACGAAGCAGCAUUCCGUGAGCGAGCAACUGGCAGAACCUACAACCGUGAUCAACCCACUGGCGAAGGUGCUGGCGCAGAUGGCUUUGGCAACAAGCCUGGUCGCGUGCAGGGCGCUGCUGGUACGCGACGAACUGGUCGUGGAGGCCCAGCCCAACGUCGUGGUGGCGACCGUCAUGUCAACCGUACUGGCGUAGCUGAACACCCUAAGCAAGCGGGUCAUGGCUGGGGUGAGUCCACUGGCGAGGGCGAAUGGGCAGACGAAAAGGCUGGAGAGGCAAUCGCUCAACAGGAAGAAAAGGAAGGCGGAUGGGAUGCUGGUGGCGAGGCCGAAGCCUUCAAUGAGAAUGCCGAACCUGUCACCAUCCCUGAAGGCGGUGAUGCUCUUCCGGAAGGUGAAACCGAGCCUGAAUCCAGCCACAAGUCCUAUGCCGACUAUUUGGCCGAAAAGGCAGCUCAGAAGCUCGAAGGGCUUGGCCUCAAGGAAGCUCGUGCACCAAAUGAGGGCGCCAAGGAGGACAAGAAAUGGAAGUCGGCCAAAGAACUGACCAAAGACGAGACUGCGGACUACUUCAAGGGCGAAGAGAAGGCCAGACGCGAACGUGAGCGUGCCUCGAAGAAGGAGUUCCUCAACAUUGACUACACCUUCAAGGAGCAACCUCGCGAAUCCCGUGGACGUGGUGGUCGGGGCGGCGGUCGUGGUCGUGGUGGAGAGCGAGGUGACCGUGGUGAUUUCCGUGGUGAUCGCGCUGACCGUGGCGACCGUGGCGAGUUCCGUGGUCGUGGCGAUCGCGGUGAGUUCCGUGGUCGUGGCCGUGGCCGUGGCGAUCGUGGCGACCGUGGUGAAUAUCGUGGCCGUGGCCGUGGCCGUGGCAGCGAAGGACCAGCAGUCGCCGUCAACGACGAGACCGCCUUCCCCAGCCUGGGUGGAAAAUAAGCAGGAGGCAUCCUGUAUCUUGAUGCGACCACAAAACAUUGUCCCGGCAACAACCACAAAUCCUCUUCGACAUAAUCAUUACCAACCUUGUACUAGUGAAAGGAAGACCCAUGGACUCGAGAGCGAAUUUGUACUGGCCUACGGGAGACGAACAGGCAUAUUUGCAGGAGAAUGCUGUGCAACUCAAAAGCAUCAAGGGCAAUGGGUUUACGGGACUAGGAGGAAUUUUGUUCUACAAUCUCCAGCAGGCCCUGCAGCUUGGAAUCGUGUGAACGUAUGCUUCCUGAUCUCAUCAGCACCGUUGUGUUCAGAAUGAAAAUUUCAGUUGAUCCUUCA